AUGUCCCUCGCAGUUGCGAGACAGCAGCAGUCAUCAGCAUUCCUGCCAUCCAGUACCAGGGACAGCCCCGAGGACCGCAAGUGGACGAUGCCGCCCAUGUCUACGCCCGGCGUCAAUUCUAGUCGUAGCACGUCACCUUCGGCAUUCUCUAAUGAUAAUCUUUCAUGUAGCUGGAACUCCUGCAAACAAAAGUUUAGCACCCCAGAGUUGCUUUAUGACCACCUUUGUCCCGCUCCCUAUUAUGGUCAGGGUAACCAGCUACAUUGCAACGACACCGUAUCCCCUCACCAAGCUGGACGUCCUGGCAACCAUUACUUUCCCCAGCCCACCUCCACUAGCUGUGGUCUACACUUCAUCCCGCCUGCCGUGAACAACGCCCACGCCGAGCACUUCAGAAAUAGCCGCACGCCUGAAAGCUAUGAGCAUAUGCGUACUAUUGAACGGGUUGAUGACUUCUUUGACAAAGUCAAGCGCCGCGAGGUUGAUCCAUCGUCCUAUGCCGAAAUCGACCGCUUCCUGAUGCCUCUACGUGGAUCCCUCGCCGUUCCGAGCGCUUCCGCGACCACCCCGAACCGGCACACUCCUCAGCCAGCAAACCUAACUGUCGUUUGCGGGGAUACUAGCCCACGCCAGAACUCGCUGAGACAGUAA
Messenger RNA from Fusarium keratoplasticum, 651 nucleotides. RefSeq lists its product as uncharacterized. Gene Ontology annotation, biological process: positive regulation of transcription by RNA polymerase II. Bases 1 to 651 code for a protein of 216 amino acids. The transcript is spliced from 3 exons. Lineage: Eukaryota; Fungi; Ascomycota; Sordariomycetes; Hypocreales; Nectriaceae. The record is from RefSeq and is a predicted model, not a curated record. Gene Ontology annotation, cellular component: nucleus.